GGGGGACGAGGCGGCGAGAGGAGGCGGAGAGGCGUGAGGGAGAAGCCAAGAUGGCGGCGGCGGGGCCCGAGUCUGGGGGGAGCAGCAGCAGCAGCAGCGGUGGAGGCGGCGGCCUGACAGGGGCAACAGGAGCAAAUUCGUUGAAAAAGUCACUCGAGAUGGCCGGAUCCUCUGGGCACUCUUCACAGACCAUCAGGAAAGGGCACAGGAGCGUGGACUCCACGGGGGAAACCACCUACAAAAAGACAACAUCGUCCGCCCUGAAAGGCGCCAUCCAGCUCGGAAUCACCCACACGGUGGGAAGCCUGAGCACCAAACCCGAGCGCGAUGUGCUCAUGCAGGACUUCUACGUAGUCGAGAGCAUCUUCUUCCCCAGCGAAGGCAGCAACCUGACGCCCGCCCACCACUACAACGACUUCCGCUUCAAGACCUACGCCCCCGUCGCCUUCCGUUAUUUCCGGGAGCUAUUCGGCAUACGGCCGGAUGACUACUUGUGCUCCCUGUGUAGCGAGCCCCUCAUCGAGCUAUCCAACUCCGGGGCCAGCGGCUCCAUCUUUUACGUCUCCAGCGAUGACGAGUUCAUCAUCAAAACCGUUCAGCACAAAGAAGCGGAGUUCUUGCAGAAGCUGCUACCGGGCUACUAUAUGAACUUGAACCAGAACCCUCGGACGCUGCUGCCCAAGUUCUACGGGCUCUACUGCGUGCAGGCCGGAGGCAAGAACAUCCGGAUUGUGGUGAUGAACAACCUCCUGCCCCGCUCCGUCCGGAUGCACCAGAAGUACGACCUGAAAGGUUCCACCUACAAACGCCGGGCGUCCCAGAAGGAGCGCGAGAAGGUCUUCCCCACCUACAAGGACCUAGACUUCAUGCAGGACAUGCAAGACGGCCUCUUCUUGGACGCGGACAUGCACACCGCCCUGUGCAAAACACUGCAGAGGGACUGCUUGGUUUUGCAGAGUUUCAAAAUUAUGGAUUACAGUUUACUCGUGGCCGUCCACAAUCUUGACCUAGCUCAGCGGGAGCGGGCGGUCGUGGACGGGUCCUCCCACAUCGACUUGCGGCGGCCCACGGCCCAAAAGGCUCUCUAUUCCACUGCCAUGGAGUCCAUCCAGGGGGAGGCGCGAAGAGGCGGCACCGUGGAGACCGACGACCAAAUGGGAGGCAUCCCUUCUCGGAAUUCCAGGGGAGAGAGACUGCUCUUGUACAUUGGAAUCAUAGACGUGUUGCAAUCAUACAGGUUCAUGAAGAAGCUGGAACACUCCUGGAAGGCGCUCGUUCACGACGGGGAUACAGUAUCAGUUCACAGGCCCAGCUUCUACGCAGAACGGUUCCAGCGGUUCAUGUGUAACAUGGUGUUCAAGAAAAUUCCUUUAAAACCGUCCCCUUCGAAAAAGAGCCGGUCUGGCGUUGCGGCACCUCGGCGGUCGGGCCCGAGUGGAGCGCCUUCCCAGAUGCAAGCAAUAUGUGAAACGAAGGUGCAGGUCACGACAGAAGCCGAGGUGGAGCCAGGGUCCCAGCUGGGCCGCCCAGAUCUUCUCCCUGAGACUCCUCCUGUAGAUGAAGCUAACAGCGACUCUGCCGCCACCACACUGUCGACCUCUUCUUUGGGGAGCAGAGGCUAUAAUUCCCCUGCCAACAGGUCGGUAGGCGCCAAAGUGCCCAAAUCGGGUGCCUCAAAGGACGCGACUCCUCCAGUUGUUCUGGAGAGCUCCACUAGGUCGGAGGGAGUGCCACGGCCAGAAAACCCUUCCAUGUCGACUGUGCUCAGCUUCUACUCUGAUAGUGCUUCUCCCGGACCCUCCAUGCCAGACCCUCCAUCAGGACUGACAGAACAGUAUGAGGAUUUGCCCGAGACAGAGAUCAGCUUUUGAAAUGCGGGGCUAUUUGAUGGAAGCAGAAGAUUCCUUCCCGGUCUGUUGAAGUCUGAGAAACCUGCAGCCCUCCCGGGGCAGCUGAUAAUCGAGAACUUUCUUGGCCUGGACUGCCAAAUCUUACGGAAGGUCAAAGGCCGGGACGCCCCUGGCAGCGUAGCGUUAGCAACAACUACCGGUCUCUAGAGCCCGUUGGCUGUUAAAAGGCUAUGGAGUUCCUCUGGUGUUGACAGAGAGGCGCUCCCUCUGUGUCCUACGUGGGGCUUUAUGGGCCGUCUCUAGAGAAAGGGCCAGGUGCCUUUGCGUAAGGCCCAAACGCCUCCAAGGGCAGAGUAGCCAAGAAAUCCCUGUUGCGCACCAGUUCCUCUGAAAAGACAAAGCGAUCCCCGAUCGGAACAGUUUGAAGAAAAUCAACGCUGUCAUCAUGCUUUUAUUUUAAACUUUCUAAAAUGUAUUUAAACUUUCCCCCCUCCUGAAUUGCUAUAUCAGGGUUGUUUGUUUGUUUGUUUUUUAAGUGUGUGACUUUUAGGCCUAGAAAUCCCCCCCUCCCCCUCAAGUUAACACCAAAACAUGUCAGAGAGAGACAUUUUUCACCUCUCUUUCUCUGGUCGCAUAUCUGGGGCCUCACGAGGACUAGGAAGCCAACCUUAGCUAGUUGUUUAACUUUGUGGUGCCCACAGAAACUGCCUGUCUGGUAGAGACACUUGGUGGUGAGGAAGAGGAGAGCCGGCUUAUCCCCUCUUCUCUGCCCCUAGUCUUGGUGCUUUUUCUCUGGCGUAGCGAGGGAGCUGGCGUAGCGAGGGAGCGGGAUUUUAUAAACUGCACCACGCCUGUGUCUCUGCUCAGCCACGAGCACAAUUGGGCACAGUUAUUAAGCCUUUAGUAUUUUGCUAAUGGACCAGACUUAUUCCCCCUGUCCUUUGGGAGUUCCUCCCUUUCUCAGUAUUAAGCCAUUUUUGGGGUCCCCAACCCUCAUUUUUUUUAAGAAAAAAAGAAAAACCUGAAAACAGUGCUUGGAUCUCGAUUCCGGGACGAUUCUGCCAGGCUGCGUAAAAAUGGCCAAAUUUUAAUCUCAUUUUUAAGCAGCCUUUAUUCCGCCCCCGCCCCCCCCCACCCCCCCCGUUUCCAAGAUUUUUUUUUAAUGUUCCAUACCUCGGGGUGGGGGUGUGUGUGAAAACUGCCACAAACACACGGUUGUAUUUCCCUAUCCAAAGCUGCAGCAAUCUUCCCCUUCUGCCAGUCGAGAUGUGCAUUGUGCCGUUUUUUUGUUUUGUUUUAGUUUUUUUAAAAAAAAAUAGCUCUCGUUUUCUUAAGAGAAUAAUGAAUAGAUCAAGUGAAACCUUAUAGCCCCCUACCCCCAAAAAAGAAUCUAUAUUUCUCUCUAUGUGUACCUUUUGUAAUAAAUAGAGGGCAAGGGGGGGGUCUUUUCCCCUCCCCAACUAAACAGAGUUUUGUAUUUUUCUGUCAAACCGUUUGCAAUAAGAUAUGUAGAGAUUAUAGCAAGAGAGGUUCCUUCUCGUUAAAUUGCGCUGCGCGUCUGAAGUGCGGCCCCAGCGUCAGCUACCCUUCAGAGCCUCAAAACGCCUUUUGAGAAUCCCAGGCAGUGGUUGCUUCUGCCCGCCUUUCAAAACUGUUCAGGAAUAUUGGGGGCCACGUUGCAAGCUUCUCUGGUUCCUCCCCUUUCCCUUUUCAACCAUGGAGCGAUCUGCAUUUGAGACUAAGGCUGACCAGGAUUCAAAGAUAGCCAGGAAGCAAAGUGACUGCAGUUAGCAUGGAUCUAGAGAUGGACGUAGCGCUACGGUCCGGAUUCUGUGGAUCGUUUCUCCCAGGAUUGUGCUUUCCCUAGCAAAGGUCCCGUCACCUGAUUCGGAAGCUUGUCGAGUUUGAAUAAAGGUCCUUACGUCAAGGAAAAGAGCCAACAUUAAUGGAAUAGAUCAGGGGUGUCCAGCUCUGGUGCCCCAGAUGUUCAUGGACUACAAUUCUCAUCAGUCCCUGCCAGCAUGAGGCUGAUAAGAAUCGUAUGUGAACAUCUGGGGCACCAGAGUUGGACACCCUUGGAAUAGAUGCAUGGGAGCCAAUCCUGCAUACGGGCUAAUGUCGAAACGCCUGGGCCCAUAAUUAAGGCCAAAAUGCUUCCCGUCUCUUCAACGCAGCCAAAAGAUAGCGAAGCGUCCCUUUCCCUCGGAGUAAAUUUGAUUCUCCUGUGAGCCUAACCUUAGCCAGAUGUCCGUGAAGAACCUCCGCAUAAAAGUGAGUUCCGUGCAACAACAGAUUUUUAUGACGUUCUUUUAGAGCAUUCUAGCAGGUUUUUAAAACACGGCUUCGUCCUUCUUCCCUCCCCUCCCGUUCGCAGAGUUAUAUUUAACUGUCUAUAUUAGACACUCUAGAUUUUUUUUUCCCCUGAAAAUGUUUUGGUAACUAAUUUUAUGCUACGAGGAGGAAGAAUAAAAGAGCAAGAUGUCGGGGUGGGUUUCUCCCCUCCAUGAUGUUACUAUUUAUGAAGUUGUAUUUAAAUAUCGUUUCCUUCCUGCGAAACUUAGCUGUUUGAGUGGGGUGGGUGGGGACAGGCCUUUUCCAGCUGGCUCUUCGUGGCAGACUUUGCUUUGAACGAGUUUAAGGGAGUGGGAGAUGGGUGGAUGGAUCUACGUUUUAAAAAAACACAAGCUAAGCCUCGAAUCGGUUUGGACGUUCCAAGUCUCCUGGCAAGGAAGCAACGGUGGAUCCAGAGCCGGGCCUGGCGCCUCUUCAGACUUACCUGUCUCUCCCUUUCAAUGCUGAAUGGAAUGCGGAACGCCAGGUGGGGCCACUUCUGCCGCCCCUGGGCACCUCACCUUCCAACUUCCAACUUGGCAGGACUCGUCGCCCGCAUUGCAGGGAAGAGAGCUUGGGCUCUGAGCUUAUCCGCCCAACGUGCCGUCUUGUGGAUUUCGUCACUUGAAACCCUCGUGACCCUUACUUUGACCCGGGCAUUUUGCCACCUGUUGAAGUGGAUGUCCGGGGGGUGGGGUGGGGGGGAUCUAAGGUCUGUUUUAUCAGCCGUGUCCCUUGUAAAGGAUAGGACAUAUCCUGCAGUAUGCUACUCAGCUCAAUAAAGAUGUCCUCGUUUCUUUUU
Sphaerodactylus townsendi is the source of this 4983-nucleotide messenger RNA. It is a transcript of the gene PIP5K1A, whose product is annotated as phosphatidylinositol-4-phosphate 5-kinase type 1 alpha. Lineage: Eukaryota; Metazoa; Chordata; Lepidosauria; Squamata; Sphaerodactylidae. Gene Ontology annotation, biological process: phosphatidylinositol metabolic process. Gene Ontology annotation, molecular function: phosphatidylinositol kinase activity. Bases 51 to 1871 code for a protein of 606 amino acids. The transcript is spliced from 17 exons. The record is from RefSeq and is a predicted model, not a curated record.